AUGGAGGAAGCGCAGAGGCCAACUUGGAGUGAGGCUGCAAAGGUGGUACCAACAGCUCCCGCACACAAGCUGGCAACAAAGAAAGUGCCACCUUCUGGACGUUCUCCUGCACUGCAGGGUCAGAGCAUGCUGAGUUACAUCCCAAGCCACUCCCUCCAGGCCAGUGCCACAUUUGCCUCGGAUUUUUCUAAAAGGAAAUUGGAAGUCUUACCUUCUCCAGAUGACACAACUGUUCGCUUUUGUUCCUCCAAGUUUUCCAGCUUCAGCUCUUCUCCUACGGGUUCCCCAUCUCCUGCAAGUGUUGGACCAGUGAAAAGUGGGCCAAGGUGCCAUUACUGCUCUUCACCAACUCUGCAUAACUCCUGCGUGAGUCAAGGUGACAAAAUCAUAGACCUCAAGUUGCUGCAAAAAUACCUUCAAAGCAAAGAAGAGAAAGAGCAUAGACAUCAGCUCGAGCUCUCCUGUGGAGGGUCCACAAGUGCCUUCCAGUGGAGCAGAGAAGGAGAUUUCUAUGGCCAGCAGUGAAGUGCUGACUUGCCCAGUGACUGCACUAUUCUUAUGGACCUCUUCCACACUUGCCUGGACUCCAGACUGCCAUCUAGCCCCAAAUAUCCCAAUGCCAAAACCUUCCCUUCCCAACACUUCAUUCAGACACCGGAUCAACCAGCUUUGAUUCACAGACAGACAAAUGAAAAUCUAUUUUCCAUCUACCAGGGCAGCAUCAACCCAUUCCACUGUGAGUUGAUCUGCCAUGACCACAUCUACAACCUGCCCAAGGGCAGAAGCAACAUGGUCCACACAUUGCUUAUGUUACUGUACACCAUAAAGACCAAAGAACUGGGCAUUCUUGGACACAUCAGUCUUGGUGUCUCCGGAAUCAAUGUGCUGUGGAAUUUUGGAGAGUGA
Nothoprocta perdicaria is the source of this 906-nucleotide messenger RNA. Its product is annotated as transmembrane protein 209-like. Gene Ontology annotation, cellular component: membrane. The record is from RefSeq and is a predicted model, not a curated record. NCBI's taxonomy places the organism in Eukaryota, Metazoa, Chordata, Aves, Tinamiformes, Tinamidae.